AUGUCACCGGAUUUCGGCCCUAUACCGACUAGAAUUUUUAAUACUUGGCUGGAUCUGCCUGGUAUUAUGGAAUUCAUUCAGCAAUCGCUGAUAAGCUUCUCAUUUGAAGGGCCAGCGGAUUUGGGUCUUGCAAUUAAACUAAAAUGGAUUAAAUUCAAAAUUAAGGAACGGGUUAAUGUAAUAAAGGCGGAAAAGGAGGCGGUAUAUAAGGAAAAGCUAGCAGUUUUGGAGGCGCUGGAGUUACAAGCAGAGGAUAGGGUACUGUCCCCAAAUGAAUUGGAUAUCAGAGCCGAGUGCAAGAAAGUAAUCAUGGAGAAGGAUAGGGUAAAAGCCAUGGACUUGAGACAAAGAUCUAGGGUCAAGUGGGCCUUGGAAGGCGAUGAAAAUAUGACUUUUUUCCAUAACAUAGUUAAUGCCAAUCAGUGCUCUAAUACGCUGAAUGGUCUCAUGAUUAAUGGAAUAUGGGAGAAGGCCCCACCACUCAUCAAAGAUACUGUAUGCUCUUUUUUUGCUGAAAAUUUCAUGGAACCGGCUGUCGUAGGGUCGGGGUUGAUGUGUCCAAAUCUGAAUCAAAUUUCGAAGGUGGACACUGAGGUCCUGGCAGCGCCGUUUUCGCUAUUAGAAAUUAAGGACAUGGUUUAUGGGGGAUAA
This is a messenger RNA of Helianthus annuus (common sunflower), 651 nucleotides long. RefSeq lists its product as uncharacterized. Bases 1 to 651 code for a protein of 216 amino acids. The record is from RefSeq and is a predicted model, not a curated record. Lineage: Eukaryota; Viridiplantae; Streptophyta; Magnoliopsida; Asterales; Asteraceae. The transcript has a single exon.